This is a messenger RNA of Emiliania huxleyi CCMP1516, 756 nucleotides long. RefSeq lists its product as hypothetical. The transcript is spliced from 2 exons. Lineage: Eukaryota; Haptophyta; Isochrysidales; Noelaerhabdaceae. Bases 1 to 756 code for a protein of 251 amino acids. The record is from RefSeq and is a predicted model, not a curated record.
AUGCGCACCCUCUCGAAUCACGCGGCGCUGCAGCAGGUCUCGCAGCCCGCCGCCGACGGCGAGCGCCUCGCGGCCAUCCUCUCCAUUCCGGCCGCGGCCGACGACAAGGCCGGCUGGGCGUACCGCAUCCCGCACGAGCUGGCCGAGUACGACUGCUUUGUCGAGUCUGACCCCGAGGACGAGCAGCUCGUAAGCCGGCUCGGCGAGGCCUCGGUCCUGGACAAGCCGCUCGCCCUCUUCCUCAGCGCUUCCCAGGCCGGCGCCGCGCAGCGUCUCGCCGACGCGGCGAGCAAGGGCGGUGCGUGCCUGGUGCGCAUCGUGGUCGUGCACGACGGCGGGAACGUGGCGGCGGCGGCGGCGGUCCUCGAAGGGGUGGACGUGCCGACCACGUGGGUGGACGAUCUCUCCGGCUCCCCCGUCUCGUGCCCCGGGGCGGCAGCAGUGUUUGCCGGCUUGCGCGAGUCUCUGGCCAAGGAUGUGUCGGCGGCGGCGAGUGGCGCGGUGCGCGCGUUCGAGGAGUACAACGCGACGAGGCCGCACCCUGACGCCUACCCGUGGCGGCCUCUCCUCUCGCUCGCCCUCGCCGAGCACGGCGGCGAGGAGGCGCUCAUCGAUGAGGAGACGGCGCUGACGCUGCGCCAGGCGUACGAGCGCGCGCAGGCCUACGCGGACGCCUUUGAGGCGCGAGGCUGCGCCGAGCCGAGCAGCCGGCGUGUCGUCGGCAUCUACCUGCCGUGGAACGAGAGAAGAAUAUAG